Molecule: messenger RNA, 750 nt
Organism: Thlaspi arvense
Lineage: Eukaryota; Viridiplantae; Streptophyta; Magnoliopsida; Brassicales; Brassicaceae
Source: the annotation of a GenBank genome assembly
AUGACAACUCUGUCUUCUCUCUCCAUCCCACCGCCAUGGAAAAACUUCAUCAAGUUUUCCGUGGCGAUACGAUUCACAACAAGGGAACCUGUUGAACUUCCAUUGAGGCAUCCACAACUGUUCAAGUCACCAAAGCGUAUUCUUAUUGCUCGCUCCGUGGCCAACGAAACCGGAGCGUUUUUCUUCUGUAUCAUUGGACCUGAGAUCAUGUCGAAACUGGCCGCUCCUUACGCUUAUGGAUGGACUGAAAUCGGUGUUCCUGAUGAAAUCGGACGUCUUGAAGUUCUUAGUAUCCACACGAAGAACAUGAAGCUAGCUGAAGAUACUGCUCUUGGAAACAGCAACCCAUCUGCACUUCGUGAAACCGUUGUGGAGGUUCCAAAUGUCUCAUGGGAGGAUAUCAGAUGUCUUGAGAAUGUUAAGAGAGAGCUACGAGAGAGAGGAAGCCGCGCGGGUGAUGCAGGCGGUGCAGCUGAUAGACUUUUGAAUCAGCUUCUGACGGAAAUGGAUGCGAAGAAGACGGUCUUCAUUAUUGGAUCAACUAACAGGCCUGACAUUAUUGAUCCGACUCUUCUUCUUCCUGGAAGACUCGACCUGCAUUCCCGUCUCAACAUCUUCAAGGCUUGCCUGAGGAAACCUCCUGUUGCUAAAGAUGUCGAUGUAACUGCACUCGCUAAGUACACUCAGGAAUUCAGUGGUGCUGAUAUCACUGAGAUUUGCCAGAGAGCUUGCAAGUACCCCAUCAGAUAA